CGACGAACCAGCUGCAACUUCUCCGUCCUCCUGUCCUUUUCACCACCUUUUCCCUCUGGAACCCCGUAAUAAAAGCCUUUUUUCUUCUUUCCCCGGGCUCAAUCUUGCACUCUUGCUACCUCGAAGUCACCACUCCUACUUUUCCUCUCCAACCCUUCAGAAACCAAGAAAAAGCGUUCACCAUGCGUGAGGUUAUUAGCAUCAACGUCGGCCAGGCUGGUUGCCAGAUUGCCAAUUCCUGCUGGGAGCUUUACUGCCUCGAGCACGGUAUCCAGCCCGAUGGUUACCUCACUGAGGAGCGCAAGGCUCAGGACCCCGAUCAGGGUUUCAGCACCUUCUUCUCCGAGACUGGCCAGGGCAAGUACGUUCCCCGUGCCAUCUACUGCGACUUGGAGCCCAAUGUCGUCGACGAGGUCCGAACCGGUCCUUACCGCAACCUCUUCCACCCGGAGAUGAUGAUCACUGGCAAGGAGGAUGCUUCCAACAACUACGCCCGUGGUCACUACACCGUCGGCAAGGAGCUGAUUGAGGGCGUUCUCGACAAGAUCCGACGUGUUGCCGACAACUGCGUUGGUCUCCAGGGCUUCCUGGUCUUCCACUCCUUCGGUGGUGGUACCGGUUCUGGUUUCGGUGCUCUCCUGAUGGAGCGUCUGUCCGUCGACUACGGCAAGAAGAGCAAGCUCGAGUUCUGCGUCUACCCUGCUCCUCAGACUGCCACCUCCGUCGUUGAGCCCUACAACUCCAUCCUGACCACCCACACCACCCUGGAGCACUCUGACUGCUCCUUCAUGGUCGACAACGAGGCCAUCUACGACAUCUGCCGUCGCAACCUCGGUCUUGAGCGCCCCAACUACGAGAACCUCAACCGCCUGAUUGCUCAGGUCGUUUCCUCCAUCACCGCCUCCCUGCGUUUCGAUGGUUCCCUCAACGUUGAUCUCAACGAGUUCCAGACCAACCUGGUCCCCUACCCUCGUAUCCACUUCCCUCUGGUCGCCUAUGCCCCUGUCAUCUCUGCUGCCAAGGCUGCCCACGAGGCCAACUCCGUCCAGGAGAUGACCAUGUCCUGCUUCGAGCCCAACAACCAGAUGGUCAAGUGUGACCCCCGCAACGGCAAGUACAUGGCUACCUGCUUGCUGUACCGUGGUGACGUCGUCCCCAACGACGCCCACAACGCUGUCGCCACCCUCAAGACCAAGCGCACCAUCCAGUUCGUCGACUGGUGCCCUACUGGUUUCAAGCUCGGUAUCUGCUACCAGGCUCCCGAGAACGUUCCCAACGGCGAUCUCGCCAAGGUCAACCGCGCUGUGUGCAUGCUGUCCAACACCACCGCCAUCGCCGAGGCCUGGUCUUCCCUGUCCCUCAAGUUCGACCUCAUGCACUCCAAGCGUGCCUUCGUUCACUGGUACGUUGGUGAGGGUAUGGAGGAAGGUGAAUUCUCCGAGGCCCGUGAGGAUCUCGCUGCCCUGGAGCGCGAUUACGAGGAGGUUGCUGCCGACUCUCUCGAGAGCGAGGAGAUGGAGGCUGAGUACUAAGUUGUUUUUUUGCUGUUGGAGUCAUGGAUAUUGAGGGUAUGGACUGUGAAAACCGGUACCACCUAAUCCCGCCGCCGAGUCCUCUUGGACAGGAGGUGUAUUUUCUUUAUUAGGUCGCAAGCCUCAGUUUUUAAUGUUAAAAAGCAAAUCUGUAAAUGGGAAGAAGCCAACAGACGCUGUUAUCUAUAAAGGUUGAUUUGAGCAAUUGGUGUACAAGAGAAGAUUACUAAUCCGUAAAGUACGGUCUUUUGUUGAUGCCGUGAUU
Messenger RNA from Trichoderma virens Gv29-8, 1797 nucleotides. RefSeq lists its product as uncharacterized. Gene Ontology annotation, molecular function: structural constituent of cytoskeleton; GTP binding. Lineage: Eukaryota; Fungi; Ascomycota; Sordariomycetes; Hypocreales; Hypocreaceae. The transcript has 7 exons. Gene Ontology annotation, biological process: microtubule cytoskeleton organization; mitotic cell cycle; nuclear migration by microtubule mediated pushing forces. Bases 183 to 1532 code for a protein of 449 amino acids. The record is from RefSeq and is a predicted model, not a curated record. Gene Ontology annotation, cellular component: cytoplasm; nucleus; spindle.